Alternaria rosae is the source of this 2284-nucleotide messenger RNA. RefSeq names its product heterokaryon incompatibility protein-domain-containing protein. The record is from RefSeq and is a predicted model, not a curated record. The transcript has a single exon. Bases 232 to 2106 code for a protein of 624 amino acids. Lineage: Eukaryota; Fungi; Ascomycota; Dothideomycetes; Pleosporales; Pleosporaceae.
UCGCUUCGAGAUCGUGCAACGAUCGAUCUCCUUCAGCCAUGUGACUGUUGAUUGCAUCACCAGUACUUUUGAAGAAAUACGAUCAUCCGCUAGAAUUUCAAACAAUCCUUUGCAGCUCAUCACGUCUCGAAGUCUUUUCGAACUGUUCACGUCGCAACACCUAUUGCAGCGGUAUACUACAAACAGAGCUACGCCACCAAUCAUAAUUGCUGUUUCGAAUUCUUUGAGGAUAUGGACAAGAAGCAUCAGAGAUCCGACGAUAACGGCAUUUGGUCUUGUCACGAUCAACUUCGACCUCUGAAGCAUGUCAAACACGAACACUUUGGAGUCGAGAACCUUACGAAUUCGUCGAAAAUAUCGGAUUUAGAGCUGCACAACAGGCCAAUAGUCGAUCGAGGUCUCAUAUACUCUAAGCGCCUGGAGGCGAGUACUGUACGUAUCUUGGUACUCCACCACGGUUCUCCAUCCGACGAAAUCAAAUGCGAUCUGAAGCAGGAGGAAGACCUUGUACAAACAUCUCUUGUCGAGGUGUCACGAUAUGAGGCAUUAUCUUACGUUUGGGGUGAAGAGGAGAAUCCAGAUUACAUCGUCCUCGGCGAAUCCCGUUUUGCUGUUACCCGAAAUCUCUCAGAAGCCCUGAGGUACUUACGCUAUCCCGAUUCUGACAGGAUGCUCUGGGUUGAUGCGAUAUGUAUAAAUCAAUAUGAUAUUGAAGAGAAGGAAGCGCAGGUGACGUCAAUGCAUUGCAUUUACAAGUCCGCGAAACAAGUUAUUGCGUGGCUAGGACCGCCAGAUAAUGCUAGUAGUCAUGCCUUUUCCGCAAUGAGAGCACUGCAGAAACAAAAUAAGAAAGCGGUGUCUGCUACGAUUACAAUUCAACUCGACAAGGACGGAGCCUCUAAUGAGGAUAAUCCUUUCAGGGAACUGAUGGCUCGCCCAUAUUGGAGUCGCGCUUGGAUCGUGCAAGAGAUGAUGUUUGCUCGCUCCCUCGUUGUUCAGUGCGGCACUGAGGUGGUACCAUAUUCAGCACUCAUAGAAGCUCAUCCAAGCACUAAGCCGGCAUGUAUCCAGAUUGGUGGAAAUGAAAGCGGACCCGGGCGUAUCAACUUCCAAGGCGAUCCUGAGGUGAAGAUCCCGAGGAUCGGCACUCAACAGAUAAGCGCGAAUCGGUUCUUGGAUUGCUUCCUGGACAGACAAUGCAGCAAAAGGCAUGACAGUAUUUUCGCCUUUUUGAACUUACUCAGCGAUGACAUCAAGCGAGAAGUACGAGUCUGUUAUAAGACGGACAUUAGUGAACUCGUUCGCAACACAGCUCAAGCAAUCAUCAGGUCGACACAGAGCUUACAUAUCAUCGUCAUCAGAGGACGCCAGACGCCACCAAGUGCUCGAGAGCAGGAGUGGCAGCUACAUAUGCCAUAUUGGUGCCCUUACUUGGCCACUCCAUACGAGGCUUGUCCCAUAGAGCCGCGCAACAAGCCGACCUUCUUUUUGAAGAAAGAUGUCUGCUCUUUUGUGAACAGCAGGCUACGCGUAAGAGGUUCAGUUAUCGGUAGAGUUGCUCGGACGAUCUCACGAUACAUACCUCCCGAAACCCCAGUAACGGGUUGGUGGGACAAAGCAGGUGUUGAGCGGGAACUAAAGCACUAUGGAAAGUGCUUAGGUCUAGGCUUGAUUGGUAUACCAAACGAUAAGCAGAUGAUCUCGAUGUCUUUCAAAGCUACCACUCGCACUCUCCUUGCUGGUCAAGGCGACAUUUCCGAUGUUGGAAUAUUGUUAAGUGGGCAAGAGCCAGCAGAACUCCCGUUGCGCGAGAUCUGGAAUUACGGGGCUUAUCGGUCGGUAUGUUCGUUUCAGAUUAGCCGAACAGCGAUUGAGGCUCUCUAUUCGAGCAAGUCUACUCCAUCUGCUUCUGUCAAUCGUGUCGCUCUUAUUCCUCGCAAUGCUAGACGGGGAGAUGUCAUAUGCGCUAUCCUAGGAUGUGCAACGCCGGUUGUCCUUCGCAAGGUUGGAAAGCGCUAUCAUGUAUUGGGCGAGGCAUAUAUCGACACGACUGCAAUGGGCAAGUUUAGAGUAGCUAUCAGACUUAGGGACUUUAUACUUGAAUGAAAUCUCUUCGAGGGAUAUGCGUGUGCAAUCCCCUUAUCAGAUGACGUUUAAUUCAUGUGAGGAGCGAUACUAUGGGUGCAAGAUGUCUUAGAGACAGCUGCAUCGCUGAGGACUCUGAUUCUUGAGGUAGCCGCCGUCGUCUACGUGAGUGGCUAUAUAAAAGAAAGCAAGCUCCCUA